Molecule: messenger RNA, 1645 nt
Organism: Solanum verrucosum
Lineage: Eukaryota; Viridiplantae; Streptophyta; Magnoliopsida; Solanales; Solanaceae
Product: pentatricopeptide repeat-containing protein At5g39710-like
Exons: 2
Coding region: 146-1645 (499 amino acids)
Molecular function (GO): protein binding
Source: RefSeq, a predicted model, not a curated record
UUCUCCCCGUCGGAAAUCAGUCACUGUCGCCGGAAAACAUGUAUUUGGCUUCUUUUUGCCGGUGACUUAUUUCCUCCGAUAACCAUUGAAAUAAAUGAUUAAUGGAGUUCAUAUGGUGUAUUUGCUAUGAAAAGGCAAAAACGAUAUGCUUCAUUGUUCGAGUUUUUUCCGGCAGAUGGUUAAGUUUGAAGUGAAAUUUACAGUUUAUUCGAUGACAAUGGUAACUGAUGAAUUGUGUAAAAUGGGGGAGUUUCAUAAGGCAAGAAAGUUCAUGGAUGGAAAAUUUGUGAAACCAAAUAAUUGCACUUAUAAAAAACUAUUAAAUACAUAUAUAAAGAAACCAGAUUAUUUUAUUGUGAAGGUAAUUUUGAGGACAAUGGAGAAGGAAGGAUGGGAUUUCGACCCGAAAAGUUAUACACUUCUGAUUAAACGUUAUUCAACUUUUGGAGAAUUUGGAGAAAUGAAGAGAUUAUUUAUGGAAAUUGAAGAGAAGGGUGUAAAGCCAGAUGUUCAUUUAUACACAUCUAUGAUUAGUGGUUAUUGUAAGUUAGGUAAUGUUAGAAAGGCAUAUCAAGUGUUCGACGAAAUGACUGAGAGAGGACUUGUUCCUGAUGGUCACGCAUAUGGGGCUUUGAUAAAUGGGUUGUGCAAGGCUGGACUAAUGCAAGAAGCUGAAGUUCUGGUUAACGAGAUGCAAAGCAAGGGAAUUUGGAUUAAUCGAGCUAUAUUUAAUACGAUGAUGGAUGGUUAUUGUAAGCAGGGUAAUGUGGAUGAAGCGUUGAGGUUACAGAGAAUUAUGGAGGAUGAAGGACAUGAGCCUGAUGCAAAUGCUUACAAUAUAAUUGCUACUGGCCUGCGUAAGCUAGAUUUGCAUGACGAGGCAAAGAGGUUGUUGCUCUCGAUGGUGGAUCGAGGUGUAGCUCCAAAUGUAUUGUCUUAUACGUCUUUGAUUGAUAUUUACUGCAAGCAGGGUUAUUUUUUUGAAGCAAAAAGGAUACUUAGUGAGAUGGAAACUAAGGGAAUUAAGCCUAGCACGGGAACGUACAACGCCCUGAUAGAUGGUUAUUUCAAGCACGGAAAUUAUAUUGAAGCAAAAAGGGCAUUUAUUGAGAUGGAAACUAAAGGAGUUAAGCCUAACACGACAACAUACACUGCGCUGAUAGAUGGUUAUUGUAAGCAAGGAGAUUUUGUUAAAGCUAAAAGGACACUUAUUGAGAUGGAAAGUACUGGAGUUAAGCCUAACACCAAUACAUACACUGCACUAAUAGAUGGUUAUUGCCAGAAAGGUAUGAUGAAUGAAGCUUAUAAGCUAAGAAUUGUCAUGGAAUCUAAGGACUUGAUACCUAACGUCUAUACAUACACCUCACUUGUACACGGGGAAUGCAAAUCAGGAAAUGUUGAUGGUGCUCUGAAGUUUUUCAACGAGAUGCCUACAAAGGGUUUAGUUCCGAAUGUUGUGACUUACACAGCAGUGAUUUCUGGCUUAUCAAAAGAAGGCAGAUCAGGUGAAGCCCUCCGAUUAUACAAUCAGAUGAUAGAGGCAGGCGUAAUACCCGAUGCUGCUGCAUGCUCUGCACUUAGUCUCGCCGGGAACUCGCCGAAACUCGCCGGAAAACAUGGCAUCUGCACUUGUGUUAAGAGGUAA